UUUGAGGACAAUCCACAUGAUACCUCUAAACUUAAUGUUUUAGAGGCUAUAAAUUCAUUAAAAUUUAAUGAAGAAGAAAUAGAGCAAGAAAGUGAGAAUGAAUUAGUUGCUGACAUAGAGAGAGAUGUUGUGGCCUUAAGUUCAGAGGAAAACAAUGAUGAAAAUCUGAAUGAGGAAGAAGAUAGUGAUGAAGAAAGUGAGUUACCUGCUAUUCCUAUUAAGGAAGGGUUAGAAGCUUUAGAAAAAGCACUCUAG
Messenger RNA from Entrophospora candida, 255 nucleotides. NCBI's taxonomy places the organism in Eukaryota, Fungi, Glomeromycota, Glomeromycetes, Entrophosporales, Entrophosporaceae. The record is from the annotation of a GenBank genome assembly.